ACCCCAUCCCAUUCCAUCCCAUCCCCUCCCAGCGCGCGCCGUGUCGAAUUGGCGCGUGCCCGUACAGAUUCCGAGCCGGCCUCCAGCGCCCAACUCAUCCGCCACGACCGCUGCCCGCCCCUCUGCUCGACGCGGCGUCUGAUGCGAGCCCGCUCCUGAGCCCAGCAUGGCGUCGAUAAUGGGCUGGUGGGCCGUCGGCCAGCUCCUCAAGCGAGACACGUCCGACGCAGACCCAGACGACGAACCCGAGGCGGGCCAGAAGGAGAUCUUCACCUCGUGGGCCCUGUCCAUCCUCAUCGUCCUGCUCAUCAUCGCCCUCUUCACCAGCUACAUCCUGCACACGCGCAAAAUCCAGGCCGUUCACGAAACGGUCCUGUCCAUCUUUGCCGGAAUGGUCGUUGGCCUCAUCCUCCGCCUCACCGCAGUCGCCUCGGUGCGAGAUGCCGUCAGCUUUGACUAUCAAAUGUUCUUCAACCUGCUCCUGCCGCCCAUCAUCCUUUCCGCCGGCUACGAAUUGCAUCAAGGGAACUUCUUCCGCCAUAUCGGCACCAUCCUCACCUUUGCCUUUGCAGGCACAUUCAUCUCCGCCCUCGUUCUCGGCCUCAUCUUGUUCCUCUGGACCAGGAUUCCGCUCGAUGGCUUCAAGAUUAACUUUGUCGAGGCCAUGUCGGUGGGCGCCACGCUGUCGGCCACGGACCCAGUCACCAUUCUGGCCAUCUUCGACACGUACAAGGUAGAGCCCAAGCUGUACACGCUCAUCUUUGGCGAGUCCAUUCUCAACGAUGCCGUCGCCAUUGUCUUGUUCGAGACGGCCCAAAAGUACAAGGAUGGCGCAGAGUCGCUCGGCAUCCUCAGCCUGUUCGAGGCCUUUGGCAUCUUCUUUGGUGUCUUCUUUGGCAGUCUAUUCAUCGGUGUCACGGUCGGCAUUGCCGUCUCUCUGAUGCUCAAGUUCACCUAUGUCCGGCGCUUCCCCAAGACGGAGAGCUGUCUGAUCAUCCUCACGGCAUACUUGACCUACUUCAUGUCCAAUGCCAUCCACAUGUCGGGUAUCGUCUCGCUGCUAUUCUGCGGUAUUUGCAUGAAGCACUACGCCUACCACAACAUGUCGAGGCGAACACAGCUCACGACCAAGUUUGUGUUCCAAGUCACUUCGCAAAUCUCGGAGAACUUCAUCUUCAUCUACCUAGGCCUUUCGCUCUUUACCGACGACAAGCUCGACUACAAGCCACUGUUUAUUCUCAUCACCGUCGCUGGCAUCUGCGCAGCUCGAUGGUGCGCAGUGUUCCCGCUCUCGAGGAUUAUCAAUUCUGUUACCCGCUACCGCCAGCGCCGACGCGGAGACGAGCUUGUUGAAGAGAUUCCUUGGGCCCAUCAGGCCAUGAUUUACUGGGCGGGUCUCCGUGGUGCCGUCGGUGUGGCGCUCGCUGCAGGUCUCACGGGUAACACCGGCGAUACUUUGCGAGCCACAGUCCUUGUUGUAGUCGUCUUGACAGUCAUCAUCUUUGGAGGCACCACUGCGCGUAUGCUGGAGAUUCUCGGCAUUCGCACAGGAAUCGUCGAGGAGAUUGACAGCGAUGACGAGUUUGACAUUGAGGUUGUGAAUGGCGGCACUUAUUCCCGCAAACAGGGUCAAGGCUACGGUCACACUCCACGGCCCAACCAGGGCUCAUUCAACCUCAACAACGUCAACGGCCGAGACGGUGCUUCGUACUCUAGUGGAUCGCGAAGCCGCAACAGUCCACCCACUCGACCCAAUGGCGCUACGCGCCGCGGUUCAAGCCACGUGCGCGCCCGCGACGGCGCAGACCAAGGUCUCCUCAGCCCCGCCGACAGUGGCUCCGCCGACGAAGACGACAUUGAUCUCGACCUUCCCCCCAGCGCCCGCCGCUCCCCAAACCGCGCCGCGUCACCCUUGGCAUCCGCCGCCGAGCCAUCAACAACACCCUACCCAACGUCUGGCCACCGGCCCCCCGAAGGCCCAGGCAGAGUCGCCACAGCCACAGGCGCAGUAAAGCAGCUCAUUAGUGAAAUCAGUCAUGAUCCUGCAAACGCUUUCAGACAGAUUGACGAUGGUUUCCUCAAGCCGCAUUUGCUGCUGGAUCCCGGUAAAGGACCGGGUAGUGGCGGGUCUAAUGUUUGAAUGUUUCUUUUUUCUUUGUCUGUUCAUCCGUGUAACCAUAGUUGGGGCACUGUAAGUGUAUAACCUUCACACCUACAUAGACGUCGCAACAAACGUGUUAAUUGAGGCGAAAACGCGGUUAUCCGGAGCAUUUGUGGCGUUUUCUUGUUCUUUCUUUCUUUCU
This is a messenger RNA of Exserohilum turcica Et28A, 2303 nucleotides long. RefSeq lists its product as uncharacterized. Gene Ontology annotation, molecular function: sodium:proton antiporter activity. Bases 179 to 2140 code for a protein of 653 amino acids. The record is from RefSeq and is a predicted model, not a curated record. Lineage: Eukaryota; Fungi; Ascomycota; Dothideomycetes; Pleosporales; Pleosporaceae. The transcript is spliced from 6 exons. Gene Ontology annotation, cellular component: fungal-type vacuole membrane; late endosome; early endosome. Gene Ontology annotation, biological process: vacuolar acidification; proton transmembrane transport; sodium ion transport.